Messenger RNA from Pseudozyma flocculosa PF-1, 1617 nucleotides. RefSeq lists its product as uncharacterized. Gene Ontology annotation, cellular component: mitochondrial inner membrane. Gene Ontology annotation, biological process: mitochondrial respiratory chain complex III assembly; protein insertion into mitochondrial inner membrane from matrix. The record is from RefSeq and is a predicted model, not a curated record. NCBI's taxonomy places the organism in Eukaryota, Fungi, Basidiomycota, Ustilaginomycetes, Ustilaginales, Ustilaginaceae. The transcript has 6 exons. Gene Ontology annotation, molecular function: ATP hydrolysis activity; ATP binding. The coding region runs from base 1 to 1617 and encodes 538 amino acids.
AUGCUGCACGGCGGCUCCACCCAAAAGGUCGGCCUCAGCGCCUCACCCUCGUGGACCAGCAUCCUCUCCGUCGCCGGCGUCGUCGAGGCCCUCCGAGAACUCUUCUCCUCGUCACAGUUCCGCGACGGCAUCAAGUUCUUUGCCAUCGGCGCAGCCCUCUCCACAACAAAGUCGAUCCUCAACUACGUCUGGUCCAACGUCCGCCGUCUCUUCCUCCACAAGGCCGUCAUCCGCGACACGGACCCCGCCUACCAGGCCGUCUUGCGCUACGUCGUCGACGCCGGCGCCUGGUCAAAGUCGGCCCGCGACGUCGAGGUCUCGAGCUACCCGCGCAUGCCCUACGACUAUGUCCGUGACGAAGACGACGGCGGCACCGGCGGAGAGCUCGUCGACCUCGACUCGGUCGAGCUCGGCAUCAAUGGCGACACCCACCGCAAGAGCGAGACCCGCGUCCACUUUUUCCCGCUGGCCACCGACUCGUUCCGCUUCUCCUACGAGGGCACGCCCGUCUGGUGCACGCGCAAGCGCGAGCAGAUCGGCGACAGCAACUUCCAGGACACGCUCGAGCUCAACUUCCUCACAUUCUCGCGCCAGCCGCUCCGCCGCUUUUUUGUAGAGGCCCGCGUCACCUUCUCGCAGUACAACUCGGGCAAGGUCGUCGUCAUGAACAUCGACAAGUACAUGAACUGGUCGCAGGCGGCGGCGCGCCCCAAGCGCUACUUUAACAGCAUCCACCUGCCGGGAGACACCAAGGAAAAGCUGCUGGCCGACGCCAAGACGUUCCUGCUGCCGAGCAACCGCAAGUGGUACGCCGACCGCGGCAUCCCCUACCGACGCGGCUACCUCCUCUACGGCCGACCGGGCAGCGGAAAGACCAGCACCGUCCACGCGCUCGCCAGCGAGCUCGACCUCAAGAUCUACACGGUCGCGCUGACGUCGAAGAAGAUGUCCAACGCCGUCUUCCAGGAGAUGCUGGCCAGCGUCCCGCCCAAGUCGAUUGUGCUGAUCGAGGACAUCGACGCGGUCUUCCAAUCCAGAGUCAUGAAGGAGACGAGCGACGACGUGGCCGACGGCAUGGCCGACCGCAUCGAGAUGCCCUCGCGGGCGUCGGCCCUCCGGCAAGCGCAGGAGGAUGCCGCCGCCGCCGCCAACACGUCCGACGUCACUUUCCAGACGCUGCUCAACGUCAUCGACGGCGUCGGCGCGCCCGAGGGGCGGAUACUCAUCAUGACGACCAACCACCGCGAGCUGCUCGACGAGGCCCUGAUCCGACCGGGCCGCAUCGACCUCCAGAUCGCCUACAUGUACGCGACCAAGGGCCAGGUGCUUGAUCUCUUUACGCGGUGGUACGAGCAGCUCGCCACGUCGCCAACAGCGCCACUCGGAGGUGGGGCCGGAGCGGAGAAAAGUCUGCCAGCGUCGUCGUCGUCGUCGGACGAGGGUGCGCUCGAUCAUGCCAAGCUGCGGGAGCUGGCGGCGCGCUUCGUGGCCCAGGUACCCGAGGGCGAGCUGUCGCUUGCCGCCAUCCAGGGCUUCCUGCUGCUGCACAAGGAGGACCCGCACGGCGCCGUAGACAAUGUAGCGGCGUGGCUCAGGGAGCAGGCGGAUGCCAAGUAG